This is a messenger RNA of Pteronotus mesoamericanus, 1014 nucleotides long. RefSeq names its product olfactory receptor 10S1. Gene Ontology annotation, molecular function: G protein-coupled receptor activity; olfactory receptor activity. Gene Ontology annotation, cellular component: membrane. The record is from RefSeq and is a predicted model, not a curated record. Gene Ontology annotation, biological process: G protein-coupled receptor signaling pathway. NCBI's taxonomy places the organism in Eukaryota, Metazoa, Chordata, Mammalia, Chiroptera, Mormoopidae.
AUGUUCGUUGAUGUUGCUUUUGUUGCAAAGGGAAGAACUAACCGCUCUGGUGUGACGGUCAUGGCGCCGGAAGACCCCAACCAGACCACGGUAAGCCACUUCUUCCUGGAGGGUCUGAGGUACGCAGCUGAACACCCCCGCUGUUUCUUCCUCCUUUUCCUCCUCACCUACACCAUCACCUUGGCUGGGAAUCUUGUCAUUCUCAUAACUGUGGGCUCUGACCCUCACCUCUGCUCCCCUAUGUACCACUUCCUGGGGCACCUCUCCUUCCUGGACGCGUGUUUGUCUACCGUGACCGUGCCCAAGGUCAUGGCAGGCCUCGUGACGCUGGAGGGCAGGGCGAUCUCCCUGCAGGGCUGCGCGGUGCAGCUUUACUGCUUCCACUUCCUAGCCAGUACCGAGUGCUUCCUCUACACAGUCAUGGCCUAUGACCGCUACCUAGCUAUCUGCCGCCCCCUGCAUUACCCAGUCGCCAUGACCAGGCGGACGUGUGCAGGGCUGGCCGGGCUCACCUGGGCCAUAGGUGCCGCGCACUCUGCCAUCCAUACCUCCCUCACCUUCCGGCUGCUCUACUGUGGCCCUGAUCACGUCGCGUACUUCUUCUGUGACAUCCCGCCGCUGCUGAAGCUGGCCUGUGCAGACACAGCCGUCAACGAGCUGGCCAUGCUCGCCAGCAUCGGGGUCGUGGCAGCCGCUUGCCUGAUCCUCAUCGUCUUCUCCUACGGCUUCAUCGCCGCGGCGGUGCUGCGCAUCCGCAGCCCCGAGGGCCGGCGGCGCGCCUUCUCCACCUGCACCGCCCACCUCACGGUGGUGUCUCUGUACUACCUGCCGCCCGUCAGCAUCUACCUGCAGCCUCGCUCGGGCGGGGCGGCGGCCGGCGCCCCUGCGGUCUUCUACACGGUGGUCACGCCCGCGCUCAACCCCUUCAUCUACACUCUGCGGAACAAGGCGAUCCAGCAGGCGCUGCGCAGGCUUCUGGGCCGCGGGUCUGCCGCCGGCGGCCCACCCGCCUAG